Gaeumannomyces tritici R3-111a-1 is the source of this 225-nucleotide messenger RNA. RefSeq lists its product as hypothetical. The transcript is spliced from 2 exons. The coding region runs from base 1 to 225 and encodes 74 amino acids. The record is from RefSeq and is a predicted model, not a curated record. NCBI's taxonomy places the organism in Eukaryota, Fungi, Ascomycota, Sordariomycetes, Magnaporthales, Magnaporthaceae.
AUGGACACCAACAAACAACAGAAUCCUCCGGCCACGGACUCUGCUCCAAAUGCAGCAGCCUCUGCUCCGCCCACGCAGAACGGCCAGCGCCAGCCGUGGGUGGAGUGGUUCGGUGCCCAGGAACUCGACACAAAGACUGCAGGAGAGGGAGACGGGAAGCCUCAGACCUGCUCCAAUCGAACCCGAGCCGCUGAGGCGGACGCGGAGAUGCUGGAAGGAAUUUGA